AUGCGCACUCCCCAGCUUCUUGCACUGGCCGUGGCAUUGGCCACUUCCACCAUGGCCAACCCAGUUCCUGAGAUGGGCAACGAUCCCGCAGCCCGAGGCGCCCUGAACAACCCAGAUGCCCCUGAUGAACCUGGGUGCACCAAAACCAUAUUCGUGGCUCCUCAAAUGACAGCCGGCCCUGUUGAAACCGUUUGGACCUCUACUGCCACUUCCACACAGAGUGUUGACUGUGGCGGCUGCAACGAAGUCCAGGCAUCUACCAUGUUUUGGGGAGUAGGUCCCGUCGUCUCCUUCAGCACGACCACCACCGCGGAAACAGCAAGCACCACUACCGUGUACGCGUGCUCAACGUCCGCUGCAGGUCAAUAA
Metarhizium brunneum ARSEF 3297 is the source of this 369-nucleotide messenger RNA. RefSeq lists its product as uncharacterized. NCBI's taxonomy places the organism in Eukaryota, Fungi, Ascomycota, Sordariomycetes, Hypocreales, Clavicipitaceae. The record is from RefSeq and is a predicted model, not a curated record.